GAUAUCCUCGCUUUUCUCUUAAAUGCUGGUGACUGUCUAGUCUUUUUUUUGUUUUUUUUCUAAAAGCCGCAAAGCUUUCACAUACAACACAACUGCAGAGCGAAAAGGCAAAGGGAAACGCUUUUUAAGUAAAUAUGGACAUGGGAACAUCAAGCAUGGACAUGGGAGGUGCGAUGGCGACUGCUACUGCAACUGGGACGAUGGCUGCAGAGAGCACUGCUGCGGCCAUGGAUAUGGGAGGCGGAUGUCAAAUUUCUAUGCUUUGGAACUGGUAUACCAUUGACUCAUGUUUUAUCUCCAGUACAUGGAAAAUCACCUCUAAUGGAAUGUUUGCCGGCUCUUGCAUUGGCGUGAUACUACUCGUCAUGUCACUCGAGUUUCUUCGUCGAGCGUCUCGGGAAUACGAUCGCUACAUCGUCCGUCAAGCACGAAAUCAACUCCAGCACAUCACGUCCGACGUAGCUAUAGCUAUCGACCCUAAGAUAAACGGACCAGGCCCUGACUCAACUCAAACUGUCGUUACUUCACAAAACAAUACGCAAACUUUUCGACCCCAUCUCUUGCAACAGACUAUUAGAGCAUUCUUUCAUAUGAUGCAGUUCGCAGUCGCAUACUUCGUUAUGUUGUUGGCUAUGUAUUAUAAUGGAUACAUCAUCAUCAGCAUCAUAAUUGGAGCUUUCCUAGGUGCUUUUGUGUUCAGUUGGGAACCGAUAGAUUUAAGACCUAAUGUUAAUGAAGAGGCAACUGUCUGCUGUGGUUAGUCAAAUUGUUGAAACGUUGAAAUGGCCGACGUUAAUCGGAUUCUGGUGACACUACAUGGAGGGAGGUGGGGAGGAACGAAGCUGAGAUGUAUUAUGAGUUGAACAUGAAUGACAUUCUUUGAAUGUUAGUUGUGAAAUGCCAAUAAAAGUUCAGAAGGUAUAUAGAAGAAUCAAUGAAUGGCUGGCAAGCAAUUACACCCAGAAGGUCUAAUCAGGAAAAUCACCAAUAACCCGUCGAAAUAUACCAGUAAAAAUAUAUAUCUUACUCA
Messenger RNA from Botrytis cinerea B05.10, 1030 nucleotides. RefSeq names its product Bcctr1 (gene Bcctr1). Gene Ontology annotation, molecular function: copper ion transmembrane transporter activity. Gene Ontology annotation, biological process: copper ion transmembrane transport. Lineage: Eukaryota; Fungi; Ascomycota; Leotiomycetes; Helotiales; Sclerotiniaceae. The coding region runs from base 135 to 761 and encodes 208 amino acids. Gene Ontology annotation, cellular component: membrane. The record is from RefSeq and is a predicted model, not a curated record. The transcript is spliced from 4 exons.